Pecten maximus is the source of this 4500-nucleotide messenger RNA. RefSeq names its product ADP-ribosylation factor-binding protein GGA1-like. Lineage: Eukaryota; Metazoa; Mollusca; Bivalvia; Pectinida; Pectinidae. The record is from RefSeq and is a predicted model, not a curated record. Gene Ontology annotation, biological process: vesicle-mediated transport; intracellular protein transport. Bases 29 to 2152 code for a protein of 707 amino acids. Gene Ontology annotation, molecular function: small GTPase binding; ubiquitin binding; phosphatidylinositol binding. The transcript is spliced from 17 exons. Gene Ontology annotation, cellular component: trans-Golgi network.
GAAAUCCCGUGACUGGUUUGUUUUCAAGAUGGCCGUCGAAGGCGAGAGCCUCGAGUCGCUUCUAAACAAAGCGACCAAUCCAGCCAGCAGAGAUGAAGACUGGGACCACAUCAUGGCUUUUUGUGAUCAGGUUAACAAGGAACUGGAAGGGCCACAAAUCUCUCUUCCCUUACUGGCUCACAAAAUACAAUCUCCACAGGAGCAAGAAGCCCUGUUGGCAUUGACGACUAUUGAAGCCUGUGUUAAGAAUUGUGGCAAAAUGUUUCAUCAAGAAUUGGGAAAGUUUCGGUUUUUAAACGAAAUGAUCAAAGUUGUUUCACCAAAGUAUUUAGGUAAUCGGGCCUCGGCCAAAGUGAAGAAGAGGUGUAUAGAACUGAUCUACAGCUGGAGUAAAGGUUUGCCUCACGAAACAAAGAUUUCAGAAGCUUACCAAAUGUUGAAACAGCAAGGUAUUGUUAAGGAAGAUCCGACAUAUCUGGAUAAGGCAGUGGAAGUUGCGCCUCCACCAAAAGCCAGAACAGCAUCAUUUGAAGAUGAAGAGAAAUCUAAGUUAUUAUCCAAAUUAUUGAAGAGUAAAAAUCCUAAUGACCUCCAGGCUGCAAAUAGACUGAUAAAAAACAUGGUUAAACAAGAUGAAUCGAGGAUGGAGAAAGUUUCAAGACGUAUUAAUGAACUAAAAACUAUAAACAUCAAUGUGAAGUUAUUAAAUGAAAUGGUGUCUCAUUUCAAACCUGAUGCAUCAUCACAGUCAGACCGAGAUAUGAUGAAGGAGCUGUAUGACUCUUUGGAAAAACUUCGACCCAACCUUUUUAGACUAGCUAGUGAUGCUGAUGAGAAAGACAAUGAUGGAAUCUCGGAGAUAUUGAGUUGUAAUGAUGACGUGAUGAAGGCUAUGGAUCAGUACAAGAAGACGGUGGAGGGUGUGUCUGAAGACAACAGUGAAACAGCAAAGGCCAAUACAUCAGCCCUGCUUGACCUCGCAUUAGACCAGUCCAGUCCACCAUCACAGCCGGUGACCAGCCAGUCUGAAGGCAAUGCAGAUAUUUCUCUCAUACUGGACGGCCAGUUACAGACUCUAGGUUUACAAGAUUCGAAGACUUCUGACAGGUCCGAUUCAUUACUGGCAGAUCUUAAUGACAUUUUUGGAGCAACAUCUCAAACGUCUAGUGUGACAUCUGGUAUGGCUUUACCCUCAAGUAACACAAAUCAGCCGGUGAAUCCCGGCCUCCAGAUGGGAGGGACGGGAAUGAUACAGACAUCCGUAAUGGCACAGCUUCCAACACAGCCUCAGGGUCCCGCAGUACUUCAGGCCAAUCAGGCGACAACCAACAUGUUUUCUACUCCUUCCUUGUUAUCUCAGCACCCGGCACAGAUGACAAGUCCGCUCACCAUGGGGGCCGGUCAGGGUUGCCUAACAGCUGGCAAUGUGAAUGCCUCGGCCCAGACCACCAAUACUCCCACCUCCAAAGGUUUGGCAGACCUGGACCUACUUGGACAAGAUCUGAUGCAACAGAGUUUGCCAAAAGACGUAAAAGUUAUACAAGAAGUUGUACCUCAACCAAAGUUGACGUUAAACCAAAUAGCAUCCAAAGGAACUACUGCGACCAACAAUUCCCAAGUUAGCUACAGUCAACUUGGGUUAACAAGUCAACCAGCCUCGGUCAACACCACGGCGACCAUUCCAACCUUCCCCCCAGUCCCACAGAUAUCCCCAGCCAAAAUUACAUCCCAGGAAAUACUCUCACUUGCCGAUAUAUUUGUGCCCUUGGAGAAGAUUCAGCCAAGUACAAUGCCCCCAGUAAAUGCAUACGAUCGGAAUGGUCUGAAGAUGGUAAUUCAUUGUGCUAAAGACCGGCCACGAGAAGAUGUUUCUGUGAUGGUGGUUUCAGUUAUUAGCACGAAUACAAACCCGGUGAAAAACUUCAGCUUCCAAGCAGCUGUACCAAAGGUGAUGAAAGUAAAACUACAGCCACCGUCGGCCACAGACCUACCCGCCUACAACCCUAUACUGCCCCCAGCAGCCAUUACUCAAGUCAUGCUCUUCGCAAAUCCACACAAGGAAAAGAUCCGGUUAAAAUUCAAGAUAACAUAUGUAGCUGGAGAGGAGUCACAUUCGGACGUUGGAGAGGUAGAUACGUUUCCAGUUGUGUGAGAGAAAGUACGUCAAUGUGGAGUGGACCACCACUACAGCUCGCAUAAUGUCAGAAUCGGUGUGACAUCCUAAACAAUCACUGCAAGCAACAGUUCUGGGAAAGGGAUGCUGUGAUCUGAAAGCAAAACUAGGGCAAACCAAACUUGACUUUCUCAUGGAUUCACUAAAAACUUUUAAGUGAGCAGCCGACUCCAUAUCAUUCGAUAUGGAAACUAGUAUUAUCAGUUAAAUGACGGCGACGUGACAAUUUGAUAAAGAAAUGGAUACAGGCUGGCACCAUGAUCAGCUGAUCUGGUAACCGAAAUGGACAUUUUCUUGGAUGAACUGAUUUAUGUUAUGACUGACCAAACUGAACAAAAUUAGACACCCAAGACCCAAAAGUGUUUGGAAUGUAUAUAUGCACUUUUUUGAAAAUGAACAGAAAUAAAAUUAAGUGCUUGCUCAGAAUAUUCAAAUUACCACUGAUAGCUAAAUGAAAGGUGGUUAAAGAUUUUCAUUGUUAUUAUUUUCUGUUGUUUUCUGUUCUUUAUAAUCUUUAUAAAAGUGCUAGUUGAUGAGAAAAUUUAUGACUGCUAAAUAAUAUGAUACAGUACUAAACAUUCAAUGAAAUCCUAUAUAAAUCAAUUUAUACUAUUUUUAUAGUGUAUUUAUAGGAUUAAUCUUGUAGUUUUUACACUAGAGCCAAUUUAUUCUGCACUAAUUAGAGACACACUGUUAAUUACUAUUUUCUCCAUUUUUAUUUUCCCCUUUAAAUGUCCCAUUACAAACUGUUGGGGACAAAUCCAUGUUGGCGUUUUCCUGUCGAUCCAUACAAGAUCAUGGAUAGACUUUGCUUGCAUUAUCUUAUAACUCUUUUCUUAGAAAGCCGACAUCUAGCUGUAUAUACCAAUAUAUCAAAUGUAGGUCACUGUGACUUGAAUUAUCUGCCGCACUGACUUAAACAUUUAGCUCCAUUUCUGACAAAGAGAGGAAACGGUAUACCAUUAUUUUGCAAAAUUUUCUAGUCAUCCUUGAACCAGUAAGUAUCGGUAAGGAAUUGAAUUUAUUUCAUUAUUUCGCGAAAGUCAAUUUCAACAUGCAGCAAAUUUGUAGCAAAUUUGUUUUGGGUUACCGAAGGGGGUCAAUAAAAUAGUUUUGCCAGAGUGUAAAAUUUAAAGCUUGUUUAUUUGUAAAAUCACCUCAUUUUGAAAUUUCAGAUCAAUGUGAUGUAGCUUUAGAAGCAGUUUCUUUAUUUUGAGCUCUGUGUGAUGAAAUGUUAUCGGCACUUAUAUUUUAAUAGUUGCUGAUCCCGGAGUCUGAACAUGUAGUUGUAGUUGGUCAUGUGAUAUAAGAGGUUUUGUUUUGCGUUUCCGGCAAAAGUUGUACAUAUAUUUAUGUAUGAGAACAAAUUAGAAGUUUGAUGAGAAAUUACUGAUGUAUUGUAAUAUUGUUUUACCCAUUAUUUAAGAUCAUCUAGGACAAGUGGGUUGGAAGAAUAAUGACCUGUUAUCGUAAUAAGUCGCAAGGCGAUGGACAGAUCGUCCUGUCUAAACAAAGGGGUAGUGUUAGUCGUGUAGGGAAUUUGAAGAGUGAAUGAAGAUUGAGAGAAGUGAGAUUUUUUUUCAAGUGCAAUAUAAUAUUGUGUUAAACAUUUAAUAAUAAUACUGAAGAUUAUCCUGGUAUUUAUUUUGUAAUAAUUACAAAACCAGAUUUAAACUUGUAUUAGACAAGUUUUGUUGGCCAAGAUGAAAAGAUGAAACAAGUAGUAGGUUAUAAUAUCGGAGGAGACCAGAGAAAACGUUUGAGUUGGAGAGAUGACCAAUGUAUCUGAAGUGGGUUUUGAACCCUGGUCGUCUUCGUGAAAAGAUAGUGCGCCUGCAACAAGCCACCCGACAAUGUAAAGUAAACAUUGUUGUGUUGAUUUAUAAAAAAAAUGUAGGUUAAGAUGAUGAGGUUUGUCCCUCUAUUUCUCUAGGGAAUUUAAAAAAAAUGUGGUUUUCAUAUUUAUCAGAUAUCAUUAUUACUAGUAUCUAGACAUAGUUACUCAAUUUUGAAGUUUAAAGUUUUGGAUUUCUUUCAGGAAAUGUUUCAUCACAUCACAUUUCCAAUAAAAUCAAGCCAUUUUGUAAAUGAAUCAUCUUUUACAAUAAUGAUUGUUCAACAAUACAGAAAUGAAUUUUGUUAGGGAAUUAUGAUUCUCAUACAAAUUGUGAUAAAUUUCAGUGAUGAAAAAAACAAAUUAUUGUUUUAAUCAGAAAUCUGGUUGUUUUGGAGAGAAAGCCAUGAUUUGAUAUGAGAAUAUAUGUGUAUGUUAUUUUGUGCUAUGAGAAACGUUUUCAUUAUCGAACACAAUAAAUAUGUACAUUAAA